GGAAGCCCUGGCCACCUCAGAUCUGUCUGUCCAGUCGCCCAGCCUCCAGCCUGGUCGGACUCCUCCUCCUUCGUCACUAUAGACAAUUCCGCGGGCCCUCAUUCCGUUUCCAACCUCCAGCCCCUGCUCUCGUAGUCGCCAUCUCAUACGACAGAGCUCGGCAAUUACACCACAAGCUCGCCUCUUCUUCAUAACCCAGUCGUCCUUGAGCGAUCGACCUCGCGACCGACUAUCGUCAUGGAUCACACCUCGGGUAUUAUGCCCUUGAACCAGGUGCACAGCCCGCCGUUCACCGUGGAAGCCAGUGGCUUCGAAAAGGUCCCUGGCGAGACGAUCCCCCGUCGUCACCCUCGAUUCAAAGAUGCGUUGCGCGACUCGCCUGCCGAGGGCGUCCAUACCGUCUACGACAUUGUCACGCGCAGCGCGCGCAUCUACCCCAACCACACGGCCGUCGGCUACCGUAACCUCGUGAAGCUGCACAAGGAGACCAAAAAGGUCCAGAAGAAUGUGGACGGCGAAGUCCGCGAGGUCGACAAGGAGUGGCAGUUCUUUGAGCUGACUCCUUUCACCUUCUACACCUAUACUCAAUACCUGGAGCGCAUCCACCAGGUUGGCGCUGGCCUGCGCAAGAUUGGCCUCACCCCCGAGCACAAGCUCCAUCUCUUCGGAACCACCAGUGUCAGCUGGAUCACCAUGUCGCACGCCUGCGCCUCGCAGUCCAUCUCCAUCGUUACGGCCUACGAUACUCUCGGCGAAGAAGGCGUUGCGCACUCUUUAGUGCAGACCAAGGCCAGCACCAUGUACACGGACCCGCACUUGCUCAAGACCGCUACUGGCGCUAUCCGCAAGGCUGAUGUCAAAACGGUCAUUGUGAAUGCCGAAAGUGUCUUUGCCAACGGUGGCGAAGUUGAUGCGUUCAAGAAGGAGAACCCAGACCUCGCCGUUUACACAUUCGAGGAGCUACGCAAGCUCGGUGAGGAGAACCCAGUCGAUCCUGUCCCUGCCAAGGGCGAGGACCUGUACUGCAUCAUGUACACCUCUGGAUCGACCGGUCUCCCCAAAGGUGCCUGCAUCAAGCACGAGUCCUUGGUGGCUGGUGUAACCGGCCUCUGGACCAACGUCGAGGAAUGUGUCAGCGACAAGGAGGUGAUUCUAGCCUACCUUCCCUUGGCUCACAUCUUCGAAAUGGCCCUCGAGAAUUUGGUCUUGUCGAUCGGUGGUACCCUGGGAUACGGCAACUCCCGAACUCUUUCCGAUACCUCAGUCAAGAACUGUGCUGGUGACAUGCGCGAACUGAGGCCGACCGUCAUGGUCGGUGUGCCCCAGGUCUGGGAAACCAUCAAGAAGGGCGUCAUGUCCAAGCUCGACACAUCAAGCCCUCUGCUGCGCAACCUUUUCUGGGGAGCCCUCAGUUACAAGAGCUUCAUGUCCAAAAACAAGCUACCAUUCGCAAGCGCCCUCGACAACAUCGUCUUCAAGAAGGUCCGUGACCUGACUGGUGGCCGUCUACGCUUCACCAUGAACGGCGCUAGCGGUAUCUCCGACGAGACCAAGCAUUUCCUAUCGCUUGUCCUGGCCCCGAUGCUGGCUGGAUACGGGUUGACCGAGACGUGCGCCAACGGUGCUCUGGGGUGCCCUCUCGAAUAUUCUUCCACGGCUAUUGGCCCGGUUCCCGCCUCUAUCGAAGUCAAGCUUGUUGCGAUCCCCGACAUGGGCUACGAGACGGAUAAGAAGGGCCAGGCGGCUCAGGGUGAGAUCUACAUCCGCGGAAAGCCCGUGAUGACCGAGUACUAUGACAACCCCGAAGAGACCGCCAAGGCUCUUACCCCCGAUGGUUGGUUCAAGAGCGGUGAUAUCGGCGAGUUUGACAAGGACGGUCACCUCAAGGUCAUCGACCGCGUCAAGAACCUGGUCAAGAUGCAGGGCGGAGAAUACAUCGCUCUGGAGAAGCUGGAGGCUGUCUACCGUGGCACCCACUGUGUCACCAACGUUAUGAUCCAUGCGGACCCCGAGCACUCGCGCCCCAUUGCCGUCAUCAUGCCCAACGAGAAGGUCCUUGCUGAAGAGGCCAAGAAGCUGGGCGUCGACGAGCACAACAUGUACCACGACAAGAAGGUGAACUCCAUGGUGCUCAAGGACCUCCAGAACGCCGGUCGCCGUGGCGGUCUGACCGGCAUGGAAAUUGUCGCCGGUGUCGUGAUCACAGACGAGGAAUGGACUCCUCCUAGUGUAAGCCCCUACCGCCUCGAGCCACUAUGAAAGCAUGACAAGCUGACAAAUUACAGGGUCUGGUCACCGCCACGCAGAAGCUCAAUCGCAGGGCUAUCCGCGAUACCUUUGGCAAGCAGAUUGACGAGCGCCUCAAGGCGCUGUGAGUAAUGCAAGCGCCGUUAUGAAGCGUGGGCAUGUAGCGUAAGAGUAGAGUACUGAGCGUUCCCGACAUUGUUCGUCAUAACCAAUUCUUCGUACUGUUCGACCGAUUCUUGUUCUCAACAGAGGUCCUUAAUAUAAAGCUGGCGUUGCUCAGAGAUAUCUAUUUGCCGUUUUGCUGCAGUUUGGAACUGCCGUGUUGUCUCAUUUUGUGUUGUUCAGUGAUAAAUGAAUGCCGCG
Emericellopsis atlantica is the source of this 2610-nucleotide messenger RNA. RefSeq names its product long-chain acyl-CoA synthetases &. The record is from RefSeq and is a predicted model, not a curated record. The transcript has 3 exons. Gene Ontology annotation, molecular function: long-chain fatty acid-CoA ligase activity. NCBI's taxonomy places the organism in Eukaryota, Fungi, Ascomycota, Sordariomycetes, Hypocreales, Bionectriaceae. Gene Ontology annotation, cellular component: endoplasmic reticulum; plasma membrane; lipid droplet. Bases 238 to 2259 code for a protein of 673 amino acids. Gene Ontology annotation, biological process: long-chain fatty-acyl-CoA metabolic process; long-chain fatty acid metabolic process.